Anolis carolinensis (green anole) is the source of this 8219-nucleotide messenger RNA. RefSeq names its product bone morphogenetic protein receptor type 1A (gene bmpr1a). NCBI's taxonomy places the organism in Eukaryota, Metazoa, Chordata, Lepidosauria, Squamata, Anolidae. Gene Ontology annotation, biological process: dorsal/ventral pattern formation; cellular response to growth factor stimulus; protein phosphorylation. The record is from RefSeq and is a predicted model, not a curated record. Gene Ontology annotation, molecular function: ATP binding; transforming growth factor beta receptor activity, type I; SMAD binding. Bases 614 to 2209 code for a protein of 531 amino acids. Gene Ontology annotation, cellular component: signaling receptor complex; plasma membrane. The transcript has 13 exons.
UUUUUCUGCGCAGGCGCGUGCCCAGACACACACACAGAGGCAUAGGCACACGCGUGCGCGCGCUCACACUCUGACGAGGGAGGGGGGGACGGGACGGCGCUGGCGUCGAGAGAAGGCGAAGUCGCUGCGCUGCUGCUGUGGUAAAGGCGGCACGGCCUGCGCUGUCUGGGCACCUUUCUCUCCCCCAGUUUUUUCUCUCUGUCUGUCUUCGUGGGCCGCCUUCGCCUUUGCGUGUAGAGAAGCCGAAGAAGGUCCCCGUCGGCCCAGGCCCUUUACCUCAGACCUGCGUCGCUCUCUCUCUCCCCUUCCGCACAAAGGAGGAUGAAGGCCCCCCGGCACGGAUUUAAAGAAAUAUGCAUUGUUACCAUUUUAUUCUGGAAUUGUUGAAGUGGAAAUACAGAUGAAAACAGUUGACAGAAUAUCAACUGUAUAGCAUUGUUUCAUUCAUUUCUCCAAUAAAAGAAAACAAGGUGGACUAAUUAAAUCAUUGAUUUAACUGACUACCAAAUCUUCUAUCAAAUUUUGCCAAACAACAAUCCCAUCUUAAAAGUUGUCAAGCAACAGGACAAUUUGUCAAAGUUGACAGCAAACAGGAAGGAUUUAAAUGUGAACAAUGAUUUGUCUGAAAGUUUACGUCAGAUUGCUGGGGUUCUUUGCAUUCAUCAUUUUUCAAGUUCAAGGACAGAAUUUGGACAGCAUGUUGCAUGGGACAGGGAUGAAAACAGAUCCUGAUCAAAAGAAGCAGGAAGAUGGUGUAACCCUGGCUCCAGAGGACACCUUGCCUUUUUUACAGUGCUACUGUUCAGGGCACUGUCCAGAAGAUGCAGUUAAUAACACAUGCAAAACAAAUGGGCAUUGCUUUGCCAUCAUUGAAGAAGAGGAAAAUGGAGACAUUAUAAUGGCUUCUGGCUGCAUGAAGUAUGAAGGUUCAGACUUCCAGUGCAAGGACUCACCAAGAGCACAACUGCGGAGGACAAUUGAAUGUUGUCGGACAGAUUUCUGUAAUCAAGAUCUGCAGCCCACCUUGCCCCCUCCUUCUUCUCCAGAUGGUUUCUUUGAUGGCAGUAUACAUUGGAGAGCUGUGCUUAUUUCUAUGGGAGUCUGUAUAAUAAGUUUGAUUGUCUUAUUUUGCUGCUACAGGCAUUAUUGUAAAUGGGCAGCAAAAAGACAGUGUUACAAUCGUGACCUGGAACAGGAUGAAGCCUUUAUUCCUGUUGGGGAGUCUCUGAAAGAUCUUAUUGACCAAUCACAGAGUUCUGGUAGUGGUUCAGGACUUCCACUUUUGGUCCAACGAACUAUUGCCAAACAGAUUCAGAUGGUACGACAAGUUGGAAAAGGUCGAUAUGGUGAAGUCUGGAUGGGUAAAUGGCGAGGUGAAAAAGUGGCAGUGAAAGUAUUUUUCACCACCGAAGAAGCCAGUUGGUUUCGAGAAACUGAGAUUUACCAGACAGUUCUCAUGCGUCAUGAGAAUAUACUUGGUUUUAUAGCAGCAGAUAUUAAAGGCACAGGCUCCUGGACCCAUCUAUAUUUGAUUACAGAUUAUCAUGAAAAUGGAUCAUUGUAUGACUACCUAAAGUGUACCACUUUGGACACCAGAUCUCUACUCAAACUGGCUUAUUCUGCUGCAUGCGGUCUCUGCCAUUUACACACAGAGAUAUAUGGCACACAAGGCAAGCCUGCUAUCGCCCACAGAGACCUGAAAAGUAAAAAUGUCUUGAUAAAGAGGAAUGGGACUUGCUGUAUUGCUGACUUGGGUCUAGCUGUCAAAUUUAACAGUGAUACAAAUGAAGUUGAUGUUCCUUUGAAUACAAGAGUGGGAACAAAGCGUUACAUGGCACCAGAGGUCCUAGAUGAGACUCUGAAUAAAAACCAUUUCCAGCCAUACAUCAUGGCUGACAUCUAUAGCUUUGGCUUGAUAAUUUGGGAAAUGGCUCGGCGUUGUGUCACAGGAGGAAUCGUUGAAGACUACCAACUCCCCUACUAUGAUAUGGUGCCAAAUGAUCCUUCAUAUGAAGAUAUGAGGGAGGUGGUGUGUGUUAAGCACCUGCGCCCAGUAGUAUCUAAUAGAUGGAACAGUGAUGAGUGCUUAAGAGCAAUAUUGAAAUUAAUGUGUGAAUGCUGGGCCCACAAUCCUGCCUCCAGACUGACUGCAUUGAGGAUUAAGAAGACUCUUGGCAAGAUGGUAGAAUCACAAGAUGUUAAAAUUUGACAAAAAAAGGUCACUGAAGAGUGAGGUUUGGACUCCUAGAGCUGUUCACUCAAGCAGAUAUAUGGGUCUGGUGGAAUGAAAUGGAGUGGGGUAGCAGCUGAGUUUUAGCCCACUUCCUCGCCACUUUUACAGGCUGCUAAUAUUAAAUCUUUCAGUACUUUGUAAGAUAUGGUAUCUGUGUACACUAUAAUGGUACACAUGUUGAUAGCCUCAUUUUGCUUCUUGAUUUGCAUUGAGAUUUUAACCAUACUUUCAAACACUUCUGGAGUGCCGAAUUGCAUAUUCAGAUUAUAAUGCUUUCUGUGAAAGCCUUAAGUUAAACAAAUUUGACUGCAGUGGAGAAAAAUAAGUUGUUGUUUUUUUUUGCCUUCUACCUGAUGAUACCUUACCAAGUCUUGACGGACUAGCUUAUGGUUAUGAGCCUGGGGUAUUGCAUAAAUGAGAAUCCCUCAUACCCCUCAUGGUAGUGUGUGUAUUCACACAAGCGCCAAACUUGUUCUCCUGCCAUUGGGAAUACUAAAGAAGCCAUUUAAUUUUUGGUCAAAGCUGUCGUUUUAUUCUGUAAUGCCUUGGCUCUGAAGACUGUUUUCAAAGAACAUUGAGUUUUUAUGUUCUUUUGUGCUGUGUGGAGGAAAUAUACGUUUCAUGACCAAAUUCCAAAACUUCUUCUGUAAGCCUAUGCAGUAAGUCACCUUCAAGUCUGUGAAGAAGAGGCGAUAACAUACAUUAUGAAUUUCCGAAGACUGAGUACACAGCAUGGAACAACUGAACUUCUUUGAUAAUUUAAGUGCCUGUAAUCUUGUACUGUAAACUGUAUCUUAGCUAGCUUUAAAAAGGGAAGUUAUUUAUAUAGUGUUUAAUGUGCUUUUAAUUGCUACAUACCUGCUCUUUUGUAAACAUACAACACCAGAUCUGAAAACAACCUAAGAAAUAGUUUUGUUGACAUUGGAUGAGAUACACACUUGCUGAAUGUGACAUGCAAAAUGUUGGAUAGUCUGUCAAAGUAUGUGCAUGGAUACUACAGAGAUAUUUAAUUUUUUCAUUUACAGGCCUUCAGUAAGAAAUGUAAUCCAAUAGUAGUGUGAAUUGAAUCAACAAUCAAAUGUGUGGGUCUAGUUUUUAAGAAAAUGUUCUAUAGGUUGCAAAUGAUAAAUGGUCAGGCAAUAUAUUACAGUACUUGUUUUUAAUUUAUAUCGAUGUACAAAUUUUAUUUAACGUUUCCUUAAGUCAUUGCUUUUUCAGUGAUGCCUUUAAAGUAUUAAUACAUCUCCAGCCGAAACGUUCAUGGGUGCAUAAGCUAUGGUUUAAUUUAUUUUGAACACAACAGCUGGUGGAGAAUAUUGUGCCACAGAUCAUGUUAAAAGUUUUUCAUUUAUCCGUCCAUUGCUAGGAAGUCAGCCGGGCUGUUUAUACGUAUAAAACCUAUCUCUUACUUUGCUUUGCACAGGUUGCUGAUAAAGAUUUGACUUAAGUCACCAAAUUAGGGCUCUGAACCAUUAGCUUCCUCCUUUGUGCUUUUCACAGCCUUUUUCUACCAUUUGCCAGCAUUCCUAUCAACAUCUUGAAGUUGACUAUGGACCCCUUACCUGCCAUAAAGUACUUUAAACAGAUAGAAUGUUUUAAAAUGCACUCAGUCCUGAUAGAGCAUAAGCCAGGCAUGUUUUGUGUCACUGCUACUCUUCAAGGCCGAGUACAUAGCCAAAAACACUCACUCAGUUCAUGGAUCUGUGCAGCUCCAUGGUGACUUUCCAGGAAAGAAAGAAACAGUUGUAAUUAAUGGCAUAAACAUAUUGCUGCUCCCUGAUACAUUAAGGAAAAAAGCCUGCUGGUCCCCAGUGUCAAAUAAUGUAAGAACUGCCCUAGAACACAGUUCAUUCUCCAGUAUGACUCUGUAUUUCCAGAUAAAAGCAGGAGUUAAAGGGGAAACAUUCUUUUUGAGAAACCCCCCAUUAUGAGCUCAAAAGAAAGCUUAGUUUCUGGAAUUAAAUACUUUUCAUUUUAACCUAUUUGUAUGAGUUUUCAGAGAGAUUUUGAUGGAAUAUUUUUCCCAUCUUCUAAAAUGAAAUAAUAGUACCUGUGAGUUUUUUUAAAGUGCCAUGUAGGUUGUAUGGUUUUACGGGUAGUUCAUUAUGUGCUGAAACUUUUUUUAAAAUAUUGGAUAAAAUGUAGCCGAUUGCCAAUACUGGAUCAGAGCCAUUAGUCAUAGAGUCCAUAGAUGUUCCACUUUACCAUACCAACCAUCUAUUCCAUCUCCUCAGUAUUUUCUUAGGAUAGUUUAGUAUACAGUAUAGUUAAUGGCUCUUAUUUCAUAAUGCACUUCAUUCUGUGUAAAGGCAACCUAUCUCUGGCAGUUCACCUAUUUACUGGAGGUACCAGAUUCUUCAACACUACAAUUUUAGAAAAAGUGAAUAAUGUCUAGCAAGAGUCUUUCUCACUCUUGCUGCUAAAUUGUUGCCCCUGGUUUCAUCGUGGUAGUAAGAGCCAAAAUUCAUUUACUAAAGUAGAGCUGAAUAUUCCCUCUUUCAAUUUGAAUAUUAAUUCCAAUCCUUCCCUCUCCCCACGUUUGUUGCAUGCUUCUUUGUCCAAGGAAUUAUGGAGAAAAGCUUUUAUACUGGUAUAAUUCAUUCUACUUAUGUGACAGGUUGUUUGUCAUAUCUCACAGUUCCCUUUUACUUUCUUAGGCCCAUUUAUGAAUACAGACAACUUAUAUGCCUUUUCUGGAGUGGGUAUUAAUAAAACACCCCUGUAGAUUACUCAGAUUUCUUGUAUCUUACUAGCAGUAGAGUAAGUAAUUCAAAAAUUUGCAUUCAUUUGCAGGUGAUAUAGAAAACUAUUUUACCACGUAUCCGCACCUGAUGUGGGUGCACUUAUAAUUUGAUAGAUAUGGUACAGAUGGCCAAGCUGUACAAUAAAGCUGUUGUGUAGCUUUAUUUCGCUGUCUCUGCCAAAUCCUCAUGGAGCAUGGAGGAACAUGGAGACAAAUCACAUAUUGGAAGCUAGGUAACACAGCAAACCUUAUAAAUCAAAGGUGUAGUUAUCCAGAGGCAUUUUAAACCAGAGAUACAGUUGCAACUAGAUAGUGAAAUAUGGCAUUAAAUGUGGCAAAAUGGAAUUACCCAGUUUUAAGCAUAUGUUCCUUGUUUUUCCCCAUCAGAUUGCCUUAUUUUUAAUACCCAAAAAAUUCUGAUCUAUUUUUUCCUUAAAUUGUGUGACUUUAUGUACAAAUGAAUUACUGUCAUCUUUUAUCAGAUUGCCUUUGAUAUGUGUGUCCCACUUAUACUUCCUAAUGUCUAUACUUCCUAAUGUCUUCCAUUAUGAACUGCACAGAGUGUUUCAUGAACUGCAACUUGUGCCUUGAAAUUAUGCUUUUAACAAAACCUUCCAUCUUAAAAAAGAAUUUGUAUUUUGAAGCUUUGAGAUUAAUGAAAGUUAUAUGAAUAUGUUUCUAUGGUAACCAUAUUGGUUCUGGGGUACAAUUGUCAAAUGUACCCCAUGAGGGACCUCUCCAAUUUCCAAAGAUGUACCGCUUUUGCAAGGCUGAAAGAAGCAAGUGAAACUACACUUUAAGCAAAGAGGACUUGGUCAUUGGAAUUACAAAUCGGUAGGUCUGAUGCAGUUUGCUCAGUUAUCCCAUAUAUCAAUGAGACAGAUUGUUGAGGGUUUCCAGAAUUGACUCAAGUACUAAAUGUAUUUUAGAAUACAGUGUUCCCUCACUUAUUGCAGGACCACUCGCAAUAAGUGAAAAUCUGCAAAGUAGGGGUGCUAUAUUUAUUUUAAUAUUGACACAUAUUAGUAGUUAGGUGGCCUUUCUCCCCUUUGCAAGCCUUCUUCCUGGGCUUCUUCUUGGCAGCCUCCUCUCUGGCGCCUGCCAGUUUCCCUUCUGCACAUGCACCUCCCUCUCGUCAGCAUCCAAAAUGGCCCGGCUGGGUGCCAACAAGAGGGAGGACGCAUGCGCAAAAGGGAAACUGGCACCUUUUGUGCAUGCGCCACAGCUAAGAAAAAAACGCAAAGCAGUGAGGGAACGAAAAGCGAACCGCAAAGUAGGGAGGGAACACUGUAAUCAAUGCAGAUUUUUCUUUCCAGUCCUUGCUUAUCCUGAACUGUUCCUAAAACUCAAGCCAAGUUCUUGCAUUAUCACAGCUGUAGUGAUGGUGCUCCAUUACUGUAGCUUUUUCUACUGAUGCCAUACCCUUAAAGGCCUGACUCUUAAGCCAGGCAGUGUCUCAAACAAAGAUUUGCCAGGAUGAUGGGAAAUGAUGGUUUCCUGAGACAGGCAGCUGGAAAGAUCCCUUGGGGUCCUUCCACAGCUAUAGGUCUUAGCGCACCUCAUUACUGGGAGAGCACUGCAUUUCCAACUUCCCAAUGUGCAUUGUCUCAAAACCCUCCAGGUAGGAUAUUGCCUGGCUGAACAGGUAGAAUUGUGGGGUCAUUAAUGACCAAGUAUGAAUGACAAAAACUGAAUUCCCAGAAUUACAAAAUUGUAAAUCUAGUUUAGGUAAUGGUAAAGGUUUCCCCUGACGUUAAGUCCAGUCAUGUCUGACUCUGGGGGUUGGUGCUCAUCUCCAUUUCUAAGCCGAAGAGCCGGCGUUGGCCGUAGACACCUCCAAGGUCAUAUGGCCGGCAUGACUGCAUGGAGCGCCGUUAGUUUACAAUCUCAUAAAUAUUGAGUGCAGUGUCAACUUCAGUGUAGUAAUCAAAUUUCUAAUUAAACUGAAGCAUUGCAUUUCCCUCAGGUAAACCAUUGUCAUGUUGACCAACCUACAAAUCAGCAACCAAGAACUAGAGAUAUGUAUUUGUUUUUACAUUUGCUUAUUUGUUUUUAGUAUGCCGCAGUUUCAAGCCAUGCAGAAAAAGUUAUGAUCUUACUGAUUCCAUAAAUAAUCAACAUAAUUGAUUCACGUACCAUGGAAAUCCUCUGUAAAUUUCUGAGUAGUGGGUUUCACUUGCUUCUUUGUGUAACGGGUUUGUAUUCCAAGCAUUAGCUUCACUAUGAACCCAUUCAAUACAGAUUUGCUUGCCAUGUCUAUUUAAUAAAUGCCUCUCAUUUUCGGGAUCCCCUUCUCCAAUCAGGCCAAGCUCUAAACUUAUAUAUUAAUUAGUCUAUCAUUGCUUCCAAGUGCAUAGAUGAUGGGAAAUCCUAUUUCUUCCUGCAUUCAUGAGUAAAUUGUUAAAGUAAAAGAAAAAGUAGAGAUUCUAAGUCCCUUUGCUAUAUCAUUCUCUCUAACAUGUUUUGCCCACUGUGUGGAAAUUAAGUAUCCCAUCUUUUGCCCGGUUGAGUAUGAGAGGAGUCUUAAUUAGGAUUGUGUUCAACAAAAUAUUAGUUUAUUUGAUUUUUUUCUAGUCUGCAACAGUAAUUAAUAGUAACAAUAGCCUAGGUUUCACUCUUCUAAACUCCAAGAGCAUAAUGUUUCUUUUCAGAACUCUCUGUGGAGAAUGGACAAACUCCUAAAAAGUAUGGGAGCUAGUCACAAGUAACCUCAGCAAAAAAUAAAAUAAAAUGGGAAGUUAUCUUGUUAGCUGUGUUUCUAAGCAACCCUUAUUCAUUACAAGGUUCCCUCAAGGUUCCUACCAUGUUUCCAAAACUAACAGUUUCUAUAAAAUGUGGAAUGAACCAUUCUUAACUUUUCACCAAAGUCAUCUCACUGAAUAAGUUGCCUUGUCCUAUAGUACCUGUAAAUGCAAUAUAGAAGCCCACAAAUUGUAUCAUGUUCUGUGCUCUGACCUACCAGUGCUCAAUAUAAAAUGUACUAUAUUGUAUACAGAGAGAAUAAUGUAGCUGACCUAUAGAAAAUGUAAAUAAAAGAGAGAGGGUGAUGAAAUGAGCAGAAUGGUUAUACUCUUUUUGUUACAUAUGCCAGAAGUGUAGAAUGUUUUAAAUGAAACAAGCUAAAUGUCUUUUUGUACAGUAUCUGAUUUAAAAUGUGCCUUAAGUUUACCAUGAAUUGCUUUGUUCUGUACACAACUUUAUGUCAAUGUAUCAUUUUUAAGUAAAUAACCUUAUUUUAGUAAA